AUGGCCAACCCCCAAACCCCAUCCACCGGCGCAGGCGCCAACAACAACAACCUCACACCCAUCACCAAAAUCAGACUCCUCUCCAGUCGCAAGCCCAUCACCCCACCCACAACAAACACAAACACCCCAAGCCCCCAGCUCAAGCAGACCAAGCUCAAGCUCAAGGCCUCGUCCUCAGCCUCGGCUGACGCCGCCAGUCGCCGCCGCAAACAACACCGCGGCUCAGACGCCGGCAUCUCUCCCGCUCGUCAACCCAAGGAAUCCAAGACCGCCGUCCAAGCAGCAGCCGCAAAGCCGGCAGCAGGCACAGAGGCCACGGGCAUCAUCAACACAACGGGAACAGGAACCUCGAACUGGUCCCCGCGCCAGCGAAUCCACCACUGGCUCAACCAACAAGUCUCCAUCCACCUAGCCCGCCUAAACCCCUCGUCCGCCUUCGCCGUCGCAGCUCGCCUCGGCGCCGCGGCGACGAAGAAGCCGAGGAUCCUCCUCAACACGCAGAACAUUCGCUGGAUCCAGGCGAAGAAUGGCGCCUGGGUGGAGACCUCGCUUCUGACUAGCAAGGAGCUGGCUCUUCAAAAGACGAAGACAUCCGACGACGACGACGACGUUGACAUGAGUGAAUGA
Molecule: messenger RNA, 627 nt
Organism: Colletotrichum phormii
Lineage: Eukaryota; Fungi; Ascomycota; Sordariomycetes; Glomerellales; Glomerellaceae
Exons: 1
Coding region: 1-627 (208 amino acids)
Source: RefSeq, a predicted model, not a curated record